AUGGCUUCUAUGGGCAAUGAAAGAGCCUCAUCAUCUUCUUCUUUCACACCUUGCUGGACAUAUGAUGUAUUCCUCAGUUUUAGAGGUACAGGGGCUCGAUCCCCUGAGCUGAAGGUCACUAAAGAGACCGGGUACCACUUGGGCCAACAGGCCGGUGGUGGUUUUACUGACCAUUUAUAUUUUGCUUUGAAACAAAAAGGCAUUUUUACCUUUAGAGAUGAUGAAAAACUUGAGAGAGGAAAAUCAAUUUCACCAAAGCUCUUGAAAGCAAUAGAAGAAUCGAGAUUUGCUAUUGUCAUUCUCUCAAGAAACUAUGCAUCUUCAAUAUGGUGCCUAGAUGAACUUGCAAAGAUCAUUAAAUGCAUGAAAGAGACUGGAAUGACAAUUCUACCUAUUUUUUAUAAAGUGGAUCCAUCAGAUGUUCGAAAGCGGACAGGAACUUUUGCAGAAGCUUUUGUUAAACACAAAAAGGAGAACAAAAAGAAGGAGCAGAAAUGGAGAGCUACUUUAAGAGAAGUGGCCAAUCUCUCAGGGUGGCAUUUGCAAGAUGGGUAA
Messenger RNA from Quercus lobata, 555 nucleotides. Its product is annotated as toll/interleukin-1 receptor-like protein. Bases 1 to 555 code for a protein of 184 amino acids. Lineage: Eukaryota; Viridiplantae; Streptophyta; Magnoliopsida; Fagales; Fagaceae. Gene Ontology annotation, biological process: signal transduction. The transcript is spliced from 2 exons. The record is from RefSeq and is a predicted model, not a curated record.